Molecule: messenger RNA, 3342 nt
Organism: Ascochyta rabiei
Lineage: Eukaryota; Fungi; Ascomycota; Dothideomycetes; Pleosporales; Didymellaceae
Product: DNA-directed DNA polymerase
Exons: 3
Coding region: 1-3342 (1113 amino acids)
Biological process (GO): base-excision repair, gap-filling; DNA replication proofreading; DNA-templated DNA replication
Cellular component (GO): delta DNA polymerase complex
Molecular function (GO): DNA-directed DNA polymerase activity; 3'-5'-DNA exonuclease activity; nucleotide binding
Source: RefSeq, a predicted model, not a curated record
AUGGUCGGCCCUGUAACGAAAACACCGGCGAAGCGAGCCCUCGCUGAAGCCUCGAGUAACCGCGUAAACGCAUCGCCCCGCUCCGCGAAGAAGCUCAAAGUCGAGAAUGGCAACACCACAAAAGGGCCGCCGGCUAGGAAGGUCAAUGGGCCGUACAACUCAAGCCAGGCGGGGCCGAGCCAGUUCGAGGAUACGCUGGAGAAGAUGACCCAGGACAUCGAAUCCUUGAAGACCAAGAACACAGAGAAGGACCAGCAAUGGAAGCGGCCGCCACUGCCCGAGGACUUCAGUGAGAUGACCUCAAAGGUCGUCUUUCAGCAGAUCGAAGCCGAGGAAAGUGUACUAAAUGGAGGGAAACCAGCAGUCAAGCUGUUUGGUGUCACAGAGGCCGGUCACUCAGUACUCCUCCAUGUCACCGGAUUCCUCCACUACUUUUACGUUGCUGCGCCCAUCAACUUCCACAAAGAAGACUGCAGGCCAUACCAGACCUUCCUUGAGAGCGAAUGCCAGAAGCAGUUCAACCAACAUUCAGCCGUCAUCGCAUCGGUGCAGAUGUGCAUGAGAGAGAAUAUCCUGCGCUUCCAGGGCAAUCAGAAGAGUCCAUACCUCAAAAUCACCGUCAACGAUCCCAAGAUGAUCAACCGUGUGCGAAUGAUGGUGCAGAAGGGCAACGCCAACUACAAGCGGCUCUGGCCAGCCCGCGAAGAUGGCAUUUUGACCUUCGACAACAUCGCCUAUGUGCUGAGAUUCAUGAUUGACACGAGAAUUGCUGGCAUGUCUUGGGUAGAGGCGCCUGCUGGAAAGUAUAAGCUACUGAACCCGCGCGAUCAACAUUCCAACUGCCAAAUCGAGGCGCAAAUACACUACGCCGACCUGAUUGCUCAUCAGUCCGAAGGCGAAUGGGCCAAGUCAGCACCUCUCCGUAUUCUCUCCUUCGACAUCGAAUGCGCUGGUCGCAAAGGUGUUUUCCCAGAAGCGAACAUCGAUCCCGUCAUUCAGAUAGCCAAUGUCGUUACACGAAACGGUGAGGAGAAGCCUUUCGUCCGGAACGUCUUCAGUCUCGACACCGUCAAUCCCAUUGUGGCCACACAGAUCUUCUCCUACGCGGACGAGGGCGAGAUGCUGAUGAAGUGGCGCGACUUCGUGGACGAAGUCGACCCAGACGUCAUCACCGGAUACAACAUUUCCAACUUCGAUUUCCCGUAUCUUCUGGAUCGCGCCAAACACUUGAAGCUUGCAAAGUUUCCCUACUGGUCACGACUGAAGACGGUGCAGUCAAAGGUGGAAAGCUCAAUUUUCUCUAGCAAGCAACUGGGAAGUCGAGACACCAAGACUACCAACACGAACGGACGCAUCCAACUCGAUCUCCUCCAGCUUAUUCAGCGAGACCAUCAACUGCGAAGUUAUACUCUCAACUCUGUGAGCGCGCACUUCCUGAAAGAGCAGAAGGAAGACGUCCAUCACAGCAUGAUCACAGAGCUGUUUAACGGCGACUCCAACUCUCGACGACGGCUGGCUGUGUACUGUUUGAAGGAUGCUUAUCUACCGCAGCGACUUCUGGACAAACUCAUGUGUCUAGUCAAUUACACUGAGAUGGCGAGGGUCACAGGUGUGCCUUUCAACUACCUCCUCUCUCGAGGCCAACAGAUCAGGUUCAUCAGUCAGCUGUUCCGAAAAGCUUUAGAUCAUCAGCUUGUCUGCCCGGACCUGCCUAACCAAGGUGACAGUGGCGACCCGUAUGAAGGUGCGACCGUCAUUGAGCCAAAGCGUGGAUACUACAAGCAGCCUGUCGCUACACUUGAUUUCGCCUCGCUGUACCCAAGUAUCAUGCAAGCACACAACCUUUGCUAUACGACCUGGCUUGACAGAGCGACCGUAGAGAAGCUGAAGAUGAAGAAAGACGAAGAUUACAUCGUGACACCUAACGGCGACAUGUUCUGUACCGUCAAAACACGCAAAGGUCUCCUCUCGCAGAUUCUUGAGGAACUGCUAGGUGCCCGUAAAAGGGCUAAGAGAGAGCUCGCUGUUGAAACAGACCCGUUCAAGAAGGCUGUGUUGAACGGCCGUCAGCUGGCUCUGAAGGUCAGUGCCAACUCCGUCUACGGUCUCACGGGUGCCACGAAUGGAAAGCUGCCUUGUCUGGCUAUCGCCAGUAGUACCACCAGUUUUGGUCGUCAAAUGAUUGAGAAGACCAAGGAGGAGGUCGAAGCAAAGUACACCAUCGCGAACGGUUAUACCCAUGAUGCGGAGGUCAUCUACGGUGACACCGAUUCAGUUAUGGUCAAAUUCGGUACUUCUGAGCUGUCGGAAGCUAUGAAACUGGGGGAGGAGGCAGCGGAAUACGUGUCUUCGAAGUUCAUCAAGCCCAUCAAACUGGAGUUCGAGAAGGUCUACUUCCCGUACCUGCUGAUCAACAAGAAGCGUUAUGCUGGCCUUUACUGGACAAACCCUAAUAAGUGGGACAAGAUGGACACGAAGGGUAUCGAGACAGUCCGUCGUGACAAUUGUCGCCUCGUGCAAACCGUCAUCGAAACAUCGCUACGCAUGCUGCUGAUAGACCAAGACCCUGACGGCGCGCAAGAGUUCGUUAAGGAUACCAUCUCCGAUCUCCUGCAGAACAAAAUUGACAUGUCCAACCUCGUCAUUACCAAAGCACUCACCAAGCAAGAAGAUAAGGAAGGCAAGGGCGGUUACGCCAACAAGCAAGCCCACGUCGAACUUGCUGAACGCAUGAAGAAACGCGAUGCCGGUUCUGCUCCAGCGCUUGGUGACCGUGUCGCCUAUGUCAUGGUCAAGGGCGCCAGCGGCUCGAAGAACUACGAGAAGUCCGAGGAUCCUCUCUGGGUGCUUGAGAACAACCUGCCCAUCGACACACGAUACUAUCUCGACAACCAGCUGGCGAAACCCCUUGGGAGGAUCUUCGAGCCUAUCCUCGGCGAGAAGAAAGCAAAUUCGCUGCUUACGGGCGAGCACACACGAGCCAUCUCUGUGGCGGCCCCGACGAUGGGCGGUCUGAUGAAGUUUGCGAAGAAGACGCAGACAUGCAUGGGCUGCAAGAAGCCACUCACCGCCGCUCACGAGAAGGAAGGUGCGGUGUGCGAGAACUGCCGGCCUCGCAUCGGCGAGCUGUACCAGAAGACGCUGAGCAAAGUCAGCGAGCUGGAAGUUCGCUUCUCGAGACUCUGGACACAGUGUCAGCGUUGCCAGGGCAGUAUUCACUGCGAAGUGAUUUGUGCGAGUAGAGACUGCCCCAUCUUCUACAUGCGGAUGAAGGCGAGGAAGGACGUCGAGGAUGCCGGGAAAGAAAUGGUGCGGUUCGACAAGGACGCUGCGCUCUGGUAG